Molecule: messenger RNA, 1407 nt
Organism: Branchiostoma belcheri (Belcher's lancelet)
Lineage: Eukaryota; Metazoa; Chordata; Leptocardii; Amphioxiformes; Branchiostomatidae
Product: transmembrane protein 184C-like
Biological process (GO): transport
Molecular function (GO): transporter activity
Source: RefSeq, a predicted model, not a curated record
AUGCCGUCAUCAGCGACGUUCCUGGGUAACUGGCGGGGUUGGAUCCGACCGCUGGUGUUCUCGGUGUACUUCGUGCUGCUGUGUGUGGCCCUGCCCUUCUGUGUGUGGGAGCUGAGGGGAGAGAGUAAGGCUGUGCAGGCGUGGUUUGUGGGAGGCAUGUUUGUGUUCAUGGCCAUUCCCAUCGCACUGCUGGGGAUCCUGCAACACCUCAUCCACUACACGCAACCUCACCUGCAGAGACACAUCAUCAGGAUUCUAUGGAUGGUGCCAAUAUAUGCUAUUGAUGCCUGGUUUGCGCUGAAGUUUGCUGCCUCCACCAUCUACCUGGACACGAUCCGGGAGUGCUACGAGGCUUACGUCAUCUACAACUUCAUGAUCUUCGUGCUGAACUACCUUCAGUCUGAGAUGGACCUGGAGGCCGUGUGUGCCAGGAAGAAACAAGUCAAACAUCUCUUCCCCUUCUGCUUCCUACCGCCAUGGAGGAUGGGCAAAAAUUUUAUAGCGUGGUGCAAACACGGUGCAAUAUCCUACUCAGUGGUGAGACCGAUCACCACUAUUAUUGCCUUAAUCUGUGAGCUAUCUGGAGUGUACCAUGAGGGAGAUUUUGGCUGGGAUUCUGCCUGGACAUACGUAGUCAUUAUCAAUAACAUCUCACAAGUGUGGGCUCUGUACUGCCUGGUGCUGUUCUACCAUGCCAUGAAGGAGGAACUGGCCCCCAUCAGCCCCUUUGGAAAGUUCCUGUGUGUGAAGAUGGUCGUCUUUUUCUCCUUUUGGCAAGCUGUGGCCAUCGCUUUACUGGUGAAGGUUGGGGUCAUCAAUGAGAAGAAUACAUGGGACUUCAGGGAUGGGGUGGACAGUGUUGCCAACGGACUUCAGGAUUUCUUGAUCUGCAUCGAGAUGUUUAUUGCAGCAGUUGCCCACUACUACACCUUCUCCCACAAGCCUUACAUCGACCCUAACGCCCCGUCUGUACCCUGCUUUGCCUCCUUCAUGGCCAUGUGGGACGUGUCUGAUGUCAGACAUGAUGUCAGGGAGCACAUCAGAGUCGUGGGAGGCACGGUACAGAACAGAGUUAAGACUACAUCAUCCCAGGACAUUAGGAAUGGGGUUUCGGAGAGGACCAGUUUACUGCACCUCAUGGAGAACCAAAAGCCAGAACCAUCCUACCUGUCCAACCUACAGAGGGCAGGCAACACUGAGAUGACCACCUUCAGUAGUGUGGAGGUGGCCCCAGAUCACAUGAGAUACACAGAGGGGAGUGUAGCAGAGAGAGACAGAAGUUUUCCCAAACCAGGAAGGGUAGAAAGAGACUCAGAAGCUGCAGAUAGUACAACUUCUUACCAAGGAGCAGGACUUAAAAAAGACAGUCACCAUGAGGAUGUGUAAACAUUAUUACCAGAUAUGUGU